Molecule: messenger RNA, 747 nt
Organism: Arachis stenosperma
Lineage: Eukaryota; Viridiplantae; Streptophyta; Magnoliopsida; Fabales; Fabaceae
Product: auxin-induced protein X10A-like
Exons: 1
Coding region: 340-618 (92 amino acids)
Biological process (GO): response to auxin
Source: RefSeq, a predicted model, not a curated record
GAAAAUAUAUGAGAUGUCUAAAGCAUGUCUAGUAGAAGGUGGCUAUUGUUUGGGCCAUUCCUUUAGAAGGUGUGGUGUGCACUCUUACACAACUGCUUAAUCCUUGAUAGAAAUCUCUAAGACAGCACCAUGUGAUUUCUCAUCUGUAUGUCCUCAUCCUUUCAACAAUCUUUCAUCCUAGAAAUAAUUAUCAAGGAAAGUUAAAGUCUAUAAAUACACUUCCUCUUGCCUUCAAAAACAGCAUAAACCAUUGCCAUCCUCAAGCAUAAACAUUUAGACACAUUCUUCUCAGAUUUUAGAGCUUUGCCUUGUUCUCCUUCUUUUAGACCAACACAAAAGAUGGGUUUCCGUUUACCUGCUAUUCGAAGGGCUUCCUUCUCUGCUAGCCAAUCAUCUUCAAAAUCCUUGGAAGCUCCAAAGGGGUAUCUUGCAGUGUAUGUUGGAGAGAAGCAGAUGCGUUUUCUGAUCCCUGUAUCAUAUUUGAACCAACCAUCAUUCCAAGACUUGUUGAGUCAAGCCGAGGAAGAGUUUGGAUAUGAUCAUCCCUUGGGUGGUCUCACAAUUCCUUGCAGUGAAGAUGCUUUCCGACAAAUCACUUCUCGCUUGAAUAGCCUAUAAAUCUCAUUAUGUGGGAGGCUGACUUAGAUUAGUGUACAGAUUUUGCACAAUAGUAUAGAGUUAACCAUCAGAAUGACAAAUUCAAAGAAAUUGUCUUCUGUUUUUUGUGUAAUAACAACAAAUUCAAUU